CAGGCGCGCGUGCGAGAGAGCAAGGCAGCGCGUCUCUCUCUCUCUGUGAAGGCGAGGUGGGCCGGGUGCCCUCGCGCAGGCGCAGAAGCGGACGCCGUCGCCGGAGCGGCCGUUGGCAACAGCACCCCGGCGGGCGGCCGCGAAGAGGCGAGAGGGCAGCCGCGUGCCGCUCUGCGCAUGCACGCGAGAGAGGCCCGCCUGCUGUCGCCGGGCCCUCCUGUGUGAGGUAAAGACGGAAGAGGAGCCAGGCGGCCCGCCGUGAGGGGAGGACGACGACGACGCGGGAGGCCGCCGCCGCCGCCCGACCAGGAAAAGGAGGAGGAGGAGGAGGAGGACAACGAGGAGGAGGGGAAGGGAGGCGGGCAGCCCAGCCUCGCGCCGGCCGGCCCCGCCGCUGCCGCCGCCAUGAACAGCGUGGGGGGCGCCGACGAGAUCGGAAAGUUGUUUGUGGGCGGCCUAGACUGGAGCACUACGCAAGAAACGCUCCGUAGCUACUUUUCCCAAUAUGGAGAGGUGGUCGACUGUGUCAUAAUGAAAGAUAAGAUGACCAAUCAGUCACGAGGGUUUGGAUUUGUCAAGUUCAAAGAUCCCAACUGUGUGGGGAUGGUCCUGGCCAGCAGGCCUCAUACACUAGAUGGUCGAAAUAUUGAUCCAAAGCCCUGCACCCCUCGAGGAAUGCAGCCGGAGAGAACACGACCAAAGGAAGGAUGGAAAGGAAACAGGAGCGAUAGCAAGUCCAAUAAAAUUUUUGUGGGUGGAAUCCCUCACAACUGUGGUGAGACAGAGCUCAGGGAAUACUUCAAGAAGUUCGGAAUGGUCACCGAAGUGGUAAUGAUCUACGACGCAGAGAAACAGCGGCCCCGAGGUUUUGGAUUUAUUACUUUCGAGGACGAACAAUCAGUGGACCAGGCUGUCAACAUGCAUUUUCACGACAUCAUGGGCAAAAAAGUGGAAGUGAAGCGAGCAGAGCCACGGGAUAGCAAGAGCCAGAUGCCAGGGCCGACAGGCACCAGCCAGUGGGGGGGCCGGAUCGUGCCCAGUGCUGCAAAUGGUUGGGCGGGGCAGCCCCCACCUACCUGGCAGCAAGGAUAUGGCCCUCAAGGUAUGUGGGUGCCCGCUGGACAAGCACUUGACACCAUCCAUUCUGUCAACAGCUCCCGUUUUUCUCAACCCUCUGCUUCUCACUGGCUCCCCCCCCCCCCCGCAGGUGGGUAUGGUCCCCCUCCUCCAGGGAGAGGAGCUCCGCCUCCACCGCCGCCUUUUACCUCAUACAUCGUCUCGACACCUCCAGGAGGAUUCCCUCCCCCACAGGGUUUCCCGCAGGGAUACGGCACCCCUCCACCCUUCAGCUUUGGAUACGGUGCCCCACCACCACCUCCUGACCAGUUUGCCCCUACUGGUGUUCCUCCACCACCUGCCACUCCUGGGGCAACACCACUAGCUUUCCCGCCGCCGCCGCCACCAUCUCAGCCAACUCAGGACAUGAGCAAGCCACCGACCGCCCAGCCCGAAUUCCCCUAUAGUCAGUUUGGAUAUGGACAAGACUUGAGUGGCUUUGGACAAGGCUUCUCAGAUCCCAGCCAACAGCCGCCCUCCUAUGGAGGCCCUUCCGUACCACCUUCCAGUGGGCCGCCCGCCGGGGGCAGUGGUUUUGGCCGCGGACAGAACCAUAACGUUCAAGGUUUCCACCCCUACCGACGCUAGUGCGCCCACGUAGAAAUCAGGGAGUUCUGUCCAGAGCAGGAUAUCUGGUACCAGCUUGAACCCAGGAAUCCCACACUUCUGAACUUGUGACAAUCACCUACGGGCCGGAGGGGGAGGGGGGACCACAAACGUAACAUCUGGGGGCGGGGCGUGUUGGUGGGAGGCGGCAGCAGCUUUUGAAAGCAAAGUUGUGGGUGGUGUUUGGGCUGCAGUUUUAAAUUUUUUUUGUUUCCUUUCUUUAACCCAUCAGCACAAAUAAAGAGAGUGUCACUAGUUCAAACUACAGGGUUUAAAAAAAAAGAAGUCUUCAGCUUUAAUUAAAAACUUCAGGUUUCUUUCUCUAUAUUUUUGUUGGAAAUUUAAUUUUUUUUUCCUGAGCUUUUUUGGUUUUACCAUAUAUUGUAAACUUUAUGUUUAAAGAAGAAGAAAAAAAUAUAUGCAUUUACAGAUUGUGA
This is a messenger RNA of Hemicordylus capensis (graceful crag lizard), 2159 nucleotides long. It is a transcript of the gene DAZAP1, whose product is annotated as DAZ associated protein 1. Gene Ontology annotation, cellular component: cytoplasm. The record is from RefSeq and is a predicted model, not a curated record. Gene Ontology annotation, molecular function: RNA binding. The transcript has 12 exons. Lineage: Eukaryota; Metazoa; Chordata; Lepidosauria; Squamata; Cordylidae. The coding region runs from base 406 to 1704 and encodes 432 amino acids.